AUGAUAAAUUUUCAUUUUUCUUUUAGUAAAUUUUUAAUUUAUUCUUCAGGAUUAAUUUUUUUCUUUUCUCUCAUAUACUUUUUCAUCUUCGAAAGUUUAUAUUUAUCACCUACGAGUCAAGAGUUGUUUUCUUCUUCCUUUCUUCUUGUUUUUUUUUUUUUCAUUUUGCUUACAUUUGUUCAUUUUUUUUUUAUUAUUUCACACGUGGUAUACAUCACAACCAUGAUAGCCUUUCCCCUUUCAUCAAAGAUGAUCAGGUAUGCACUCAUAACUUUAUUGCUGUUAACGUUCAUAAACAUUUUCGUGGCCCUACAACGAUCUCCAUCAGAUGCCAUCUUUUCUUCAAGAAAUAUCAUGAACAAAGUUUCCGAUAUAAAACAAGCUUUGACUAUGAAGCAAUCUGUAUUGACAGACGAAGAUAAUGAAGUGUAUUCACUCGUUGGUUAUCACCAGGAUCUCGAUACAAAUCUAGUUGUUGUGCAAAAAAAUUAUCUAAAUGAUAAGUUUGUGGCCUCCGAUAGGGUUGGUCAUUUCUGGAAUUUUUUACAAACUUCUAAUUUUGAUAGAGAUUCAAAUUAUGAUUUGAAAUUGAUUAAUGGGUAUAAUUACAAGAAAAUGAUCAAGAGCUUGAAUGAAGAAACAGAAUUACAAUUGACAAACUCUUUUGUCGACCAAUACAGGAUGGAGAAUAAAUUUGUUGAAGCAUUCAAACAAUUUUUCACAGAUUUGUUUAAAACUAUUGAAGAUUGUAAACCAGACAUAGGAUCCAUCAACAAUGAACAGCAUUACCCCAAUUCCGACAAAUUAGUGAAGUACUACCAAUUGGUAAAUAAGUUACUGGAUGAAGAUAUGAAAAAGAUAAAUGUCGAUAGAUUACUUACUCGCAAAGGUAAAAUUCCACUAUAUGGUGGGCACUUGCGUGAACAGUACACCGAUGAAUUGAUAAGAAAUAAGGAAUUAUUGUCCAUGUAUUUGACAUUGAGUGAUGCAGAAGUGACAUCAUUAAAGAACUCACACAAGAAGUUUUUGAAGAAGAUGAUGCAAGAUUGGCCAGAAGACUUGUUCAAAUUUAAUAAGUUUAAUAAAUUCAUGAAAGGAGAUGGUAUAGUUUAUUUGGGAGGUGGGAAAUACGACCAGUUGGCAUUUUUAUCCAUCAAGAUGCUUCGAGAUAAUGGAUCUAGAUUACCAGUAGAAGUUAUUGUUCCGUACGCCAAAGAGUAUGAUGUACAAUUUUGUGAUAGAGUAUUACCUACAUUAAAUGGUAGAUGUAAGUUGAUGACUGAUUAUUUGCCAAAAUCUUACAUUGAUCAGAUCAAAGGGUUUCAAUUGAAGAAUAUUGCCAUUUUGAUAUCUUCUUUCAAAAGAAUAUUGUAUCUUGAUGCAGAUAAUAUCCCAAUAAAGAACCCAGAUGCAUUUUUCACAAAUAAACCAUUUACUGAUAAGCAUCUUGUUUUAUGGCCAGAUUUAUGGAGAAGAUCUACUUCUCCAGAUUUUUAUAAAAUUGCCGAUAUUGACGUAGACAGUGGUUUUAAAAUGAGAAAUUCAUACAUUCAAGGUGAUCCAAGAGGUAAAAGGACAGACCCUGUAUUUUAUUCGUUCCAUGAUUGUAAAGGAACCAUUCCUGAAGCAAGUUCUGAAACUGGUCAAAUAUUAAUCAACAAAAGUAUCCAUUUCAAGACUUUGGUGUUAUCAAUGUAUUACAACUUUUAUGGACCAGACUUUUUCUACCCAUUACUAAGCCAAGGAGCUGCUGGUGAAGGUGACAAAGAAACAUUUAUUGCUGCAGCACAUAAGUUGAACUUACCUUAUUACCAGGUGACGGAAUUCCCUAGAGAGUUUGGUCCUGUGAAUGACCAUACAAAGAAACAUGAGAUCUUUGCCAUGGGACAGUAUGAUCCAAUCAUAGAUUACUACAUGUCAACCAAGAGUGACGGAGGUGUUGAUUAUGAUUCAACAUUGCCUGAAAAUUACGCCAAGAGUGACCAAGACGAUACCUAUUCAAACUAUGAUUUUCAUUUGCACAGAUCGUCAUCUUUAUUCUUCUUGCAUGCCAACUGGCCCAAAUAUUAUUUGGAAAGAUUAUUUUUGCACAAUUAUUUUGAAAACAGAGGUCCAGUUACGAAUCAUGGAGAUAGAAGAAGAAUGUAUGGUAGUGAGCUAAAGAAAGAGUUGGGUGGAUAUGACUUUGAGUCGAAGAUCAUGAAACAGUUGCUUUGGUGUUAUUGUGAAGAGCCAAUGAUCGAUAUGACUGGAGUACCAGAAACGGGAAGCAGCAAGAGAAAGGACGUGUGUCGGGCAAUCACACAUCAUAUGGACUUUUUGAAAACAGGAUAG
Candida tropicalis MYA-3404 is the source of this 2334-nucleotide messenger RNA. It is a transcript of the gene MNN24, whose product is annotated as Mnn24p. Gene Ontology annotation, molecular function: alpha-1,2-mannosyltransferase activity. Gene Ontology annotation, cellular component: Golgi apparatus. The transcript has a single exon. NCBI's taxonomy places the organism in Eukaryota, Fungi, Ascomycota, Pichiomycetes, Serinales, Debaryomycetaceae. The record is from RefSeq and is a predicted model, not a curated record. Gene Ontology annotation, biological process: mannan biosynthetic process. The coding region runs from base 1 to 2334 and encodes 777 amino acids.